AUGCAAGCGAAGCAAGGUACAAAAGACAUUAUAAUUUACUCAGGAAGCGGGGGUAAAUAGGGUGUAGCCAAACCCCAUAUGUCACCUGAGGUAAUAGAGAAGAGUAGAAAAUAGAGGAUGAAUAGUCCUAAAAUGAACAUGGAGGAGGAGAAAAUUGACGAAAAAAGGUAUUUUAAAUUAAACAGAGUUAUUUUCAAACUAACUGUAACAUAAAAUCAUUAAACUUUUUAACCUUAAUUCAUAAAAUAAUUAUUGAAAAAUUUUAUAUUUUGUAAUUAAGAUAAAAUACACAUAUAUUGA
Molecule: messenger RNA, 300 nt
Organism: Paramecium primaurelia
Lineage: Eukaryota; Ciliophora; Oligohymenophorea; Peniculida; Parameciidae
Source: the annotation of a GenBank genome assembly